Messenger RNA from Astyanax mexicanus (Mexican tetra), 5535 nucleotides. RefSeq lists its product as uncharacterized. NCBI's taxonomy places the organism in Eukaryota, Metazoa, Chordata, Actinopteri, Characiformes, Acestrorhamphidae. Gene Ontology annotation, biological process: regulation of toll-like receptor signaling pathway. The record is from RefSeq and is a predicted model, not a curated record. The coding region runs from base 2591 to 3448 and encodes 285 amino acids. The transcript is spliced from 3 exons.
AGCUCGCGCUGCUUUUUACGCGCGAAAUCCUGAGAAGGAGAAGAAGGAGCGCGAGACCCGGCCGCUCACCUCUCGACAUAUUCUCUCUCUAAGGUGAAAAAAAGAGGAAGAACUGCGCGGAUCCGGUGUGUUUCUGCUCGAAACGGCCAAAAUAAGCCUGUGUUUAACCUGCGCACCCGCUGAACUCACAGUGUGAGCUUUAUACUGCGGGAUGUGUGGUAAAUAAAGCAGCACGCGCUUAGCUCAGGUCUGUGUUUGAUCCUGAGAGCAGGAGGAAGAGGAAGGCCGGUGAAGUGAAGUGAUAGACUGUCAUCAUGGCGGCGGCCGCUGCAGCGGUUGUUGCCUAAUAAACCGCCAGGGUUCAGAGGGAAGCUGUGCCUCCACAAGGCCUCUGUUUUUAAAGUGGUUUCUGUGCUUCUACAGCUUAACUCGUGUUUUUACUUAGAUUAAACUGCAAACAUAGUUCAAAGUGGUUUAAUUUCAGAGACUUUAUUGAAGUAAAGAAAAGCAUUUAGUCAAGAAGAAAUGCAUUAUUAAAAGACAAAUAAAACAAGCAAAGCAAGACAUUACAUUACAUUUGGCAAACGCUUUUGUCCAAAGAGACUUACAGCAAUUUAGUAAUAGAAGACAGAAGUUCAAUGUACAAAAAACAUGGAAAUCAUCAUGGGAUAGAGAAGAAAAAGGAGGGGAAGAUAGAAAUGAGGUUAGAAUUUUGUUUCCUUCUAAACAAAUAUAGUAAUAAUAUAAUAUAUAUCUAGUUUAGAACGAAGUUUCUGGAAAAUUAUUAAUAUUUUUAGAACAAUGUAGUUAAAUUAUAUAUACAUGCAAUAGUGCAUCAAAAAAGUUAAAUAUCAUUUAAAAGUUAAUUUCUGUAACUGUUAAAUUAGUUCAAAAUAUGAAACGCAAAUAAAUGUAUUACACACAGAAUUAUCUAUUUUAAACGUUUACUUCUGUUUGUUGAUGCUUAUGGCUUACAACCAAUAAAAACCCAAAAGUCAGUGUCUCAGAAAAUUAGAAUAUUAUAUAAGACCAAUUGGUACUUUUGGCAGUGUGCAAAGUCCUGCUGGAAAAUGAAAUCCACAUCUCCAUAAAAGUUGUCAGCAGAGGGAAGCAUGAAGUGCUGACAAGCAGAUGACAUGGUUCUCCAAAACGUCACUGAUUAUGGAAACUUUAAACUAGACCUCAAGCAGCAUGGACUGUGUGCCUCCCUACUUUUCCUCCAGACUCUGGUUCUUAGUAAAAAUAGAGAAUUAGUAAAAUAGAGGAGCUUUGUAAUGAUAUAAAAAUUUUUGGAGGUCCUCUAGAAUGUAUAUAUUUCUAACACAAGCCUUAACACCAUGUACCGCACAGUUACAACUGCUUAAAGGAGAAAUCCUUGGGGAAUAAGUACACCCUUUGGGCGAACAGACCACCUCUGUUCACCCACAGCAUUCUGAAAAAUAGUGUUUUAGCCGAUGCUCCCAAUGUUACUCUUGGAAAAAAAUGCUAUUUUUAAACCAUUAACAAACUAAAAGUAGCUCCAUACUUCAUUGGUAGAAUUCUGAUGGCACUGACAUGCAUAGUUAAGAAAUGCUAGCUGGCAAAACUUUUACACCAUUUUAUGGACGCCUGCCCUGUCUAGCAUCCAUAUUUCUUCAGUAAUGUAAAGAUAAUCUCAUUCUAUAUAGACUGUUAAGAUAAAAGCCGAGAUAUAGCAGUAUUUACACUGUCCAGUGUGCUCAAUCCAUAGUGUCAUGUGUUUAACAGAAAUAUAUCAGUGCAUGACUACCCAAAGGAGACACUGUAGUGGGUGGUAAUGAUCGUGACCGGUGGCCUCUGUCAAGAAUUGCCUACACAAGCAAUCACAUCUGCGUUCAAUAAAGCAGGACUUAGCUUCUGGGUACUUGGAAGCUAUGUAGAGUACAUACGCUUCUGUGGGACAUGGCAAAAGUCAAGGGACAUUAAAAUAGUUUCUGUCCAAUGACAUUUGGUAUGUCAGUGUACUGCCAUUAAUUUACGUCCCACCAGGCCCAAUCAAAUCUGGAUGGUUGCAUUGGUCUUCAGCUGUUAUUUUAAUAGUUAAUCUUACCCGUAGCCUACCUUGGUUCAAUAUUACCUCAGGAAACAAAACAACAGGACAGUGGGAUCAGUUUUAUUUGGAGCUGCUUUAACCAUUUUAUCUUCUUCCUUUUUCUCUAAAGCACAGUUUAAAAAAAAGCAUGCCCCUCUCUCUUUCCGCUCCACUGCAAAAAGAUUUUCACAGUGGCUGAGGUGUGUGCAUAUGAGGGUGUGGGUUUGUGUGUGCGAGUGAGUGAGUGAGGCCUUUCUUUUUCUUAGUUCUGCUUUAGACGUUAUAAGUAGACAGUGUGUGCGUUUGUGUACAGCCAAUCUGCAUGUGCUUCCUCUUUAUAUACGUGGUCUGGAACAGAGAAGCUUUAAUCUGACUGUGUGUGUGAGUUUGUAUUUGUGAAACAGCAGAAACAGACUCCGGAGACAGAUUGAAUAAACGAUCAGAAAGUGACCAUGCUGACCGAAUGAAGAAAAACAAAGAUUACUUGUGUCCAGCAGAAAUUCACAACCCUGUCUGGUCUCACAAAAGCUGAAUAUAAUCAUGCUUGGUGAAGCGUCUCUCCAUGUUAUGAACUACACACAGGAAGGUACUGAAAAUACUUCUCCCCGGGACCAGAACACACAAUCAUGCAUCGCGUCACUACCUAAAACCACCAUGACUCAUAUGACCUCCAAAUCACCCCUGAUGCCACGGGCCAUGAGAGUUGGUCGUCUUGAAAGCCGAGAGAAAUCUGGGCCUCACCUAACUUCAACACCUAGCAUGGCCCUUGCCGUCCCCAGCUGCAGUGUGGAGGAUCACUGGGGCAUGGAGCUCUACAUCUCUGGGAGCUGCCCAAGCUUCUACAAGGCCUACCCUGAUCUACAGCUAGCUUGGGAUACCCUGAGGGAUCCCCACCACCCACAUAACCCAGUACACCUCUUGUCCCAAUCCCAGGGCCCUUUCCUACAAUCUCAAGACCUUGCGUCCCUAGAUGUAAUAGAGGAGACUGGAAAGGAAACUGAUUCCCAGUCUAAGCCUGAUGAGGGCUACCUGGUGAUUGAGAGCAUGAAAGGCCCAGGUUCAGAGCCCAGGCUUACCAACUCAAUGCUAAAUGGCUAUCUGGAGAACCAGCUAAUGGAGGUGUAUCGCCAGCACAUGCAAGACAGUCUGGCCCGGUGUGCCUCUUCCUCGCUAACUGCUAGUGUUGUUCCAGCACUUGUGCCUUCCAACCUCAGCACAUCUGACAACCAGACGACCAAUCAGGGGGACAGAAUGGACUCGAACUCCUCCCACAGCAGUGUACGAUACCUGAGCACCUGUUCGGCUCCGCCCACUUCUCACUUUAGUUCACCUGUGCUGCAAAUUUCUUACCCUCAAGAGGAAAACUCUUUAACACACCCAGAGCCAGCAUUAAAUUAGUGUCAAAUAUGAAACAGUGUCUGUACAAAAUGGGUUGUAUUAAUUUCUGAUUGGUUAUUCUUAAACAUCCUCGAUUUACGUAUAAUAUUGAAGCUAUAAAAAUCUACUCCUCAAAAUUUUUUAUCUUUUAGCAAGUCUAACAGUAUCCAGACAGGCUCUCUAAAUAGUGAAUUCAGCUAUACACACACAAUGCAUAAACAGUUAUGUUUAGAUCAAAUGUACACACAGCUUGAACGAUGUUAAUAGCAAAGCGCUGACCAAUAGAACAGGAGGUUCUUCUGUACCCCUGUAGCCUCACAUGAGCCAAAGGCACAUUAAACCCAGUGCCAAACAUCAGCUGGAGGGGUAUAGAUCCCCCAGCAUUUUGGAGCAGUGGUGCUGCAUUCUGUGAAGUGAAAGACAACUAUCUAGUACACUUUGAGAUGAGUUGGGAUUUUGUAACUAAUCGUCCAACAUCAGUGCCUAAUCUCACUGGUGCUUUUGAGGUUUCUGGUUCCAGGCUUUUUUACAUGCGCAUCAUCUUGAAGUCUACACAUCCAAGGUUGCUUUAAACAUGUGCAGAAACGCCUGACUCCAGAAACUUCAGAAACGUCUCAACAUAAAACAAAAAGAAAAUUAGAAAAUAGAAUGAAAAGUAUCUAGAUUUCUUAAGCCCUCCUAAACCACAUGUGGAACAAUAUUUUUCUCUUAUUUUUAGAAUGCAGUACUGACAGUCAUUUUUUUGUGAAGGAGGCGUCAUGAGAUAUUCUGAUCACAUAGCUAAAGUUUAAAAUCCCCCGGUUUACAACAUCAAGCCCAAAGCCUUUCUAGAGGCUCUUGCUGUAGCAAAUGGGAAUGUUUCUUGUACUUUGCAUUAUUAAUUCAAUUUUAAUAAAAUCUAAAUGUUUUACGACUUAAUAUUACACAAAUGUUUGGCCUCCUACCAAACCUAAGUAGGUUGUUAUUAAAAAAAGAAAACCAACAUCAAAUAAAUAAAAACACCAUAUAUCCGAGUAACACUUAUGAUCCAGCCUGAAAAAAAAAUUAUUUGCAUUAAAGUGAGAUACUGGGUCAUUUUAAGACAGGUUGUGUUCUGUUACAUAGUAACCCAAUGCUGGGCUCUGGAAAUUAAUCUUUUGUCAUGCUUGUAUUUCUGUGUGUUUUUUUUUUUCCUCUACAUGUUUUAUUUGAGGGGAAGCUGUGGGUUUACUUUGUAUUAUUUGUAUCUAAUGUUUGCUUAUUCUUUGUUAUUUAAAUAAACAAAAUAAGUAAUAUAAUAAAUGUAUAUAUUUUUAUUGUAGCUUCAACCUCCCAGUAUGGGAGGUGGAUCAUUCUCAGCACUGCCGUGGUGCUGAAACGUGGAUAAUGGGUUGAGAAGCAAAGAGGUGGUCACAAUGUUAUGCUUAAUCAAUGUAAAUAAAAAAGGCAAAGCAUUGAUUUACAAAUCUUCCAUUUUAUUUUUACAAUAGACUAUUAAUAGUGAGACAUUGUACCAUUUCAUAAAAUAUAAACCAUUGGUUUGGAAUGGAAUUCAUUUAAAUAAUGAAUAAUUCAAUUUUCAAAAUGGGCUAAUUAAAGCUGCCAGAGGAGUAGAGGGGCUUGUUCAGGGGCUGUCAGAAACCUGUAAGGAACACUUUGUGGCAGCAAUUUUUGUACUUUUGCAUUUUUAUUUUUGUACCGUGUUUAGUGUAAAACUGCUUAGAAGGUUGAAGAAACUGCUUGCUAUUCCUAAACUUCAUGUUGCAUUAAUAUAAGUUUGUAUAUUGUCUAAAUGGUGCUGUUUGUUACUAUUUAGGUGUAAAAAAACUGAACACCCCUGUUUUUCAUUUAUGUAAGAACAACAAAAAAAAACAUUAAAAUGGUAAUCUAGAAAUAUUCAUAUACACUGCCUGGCCAAAUAACUUGCUGCCAGCUGAAACAUAAUUACCCAUAAGUCUAUUACCCGUUUGCUUAGUUGAAAAUGGUUUGUGUACUUUAUAUACCACUGUGUGUUAACACACACACUAGGAUUUUUUAUGCCAACUGACUUUUUGUUUUAUUUGUUUUAUUUUGUUUUUAUAUUGUUCAUGGGAUUAAAAUGUCACAUAAACAGUGGCAAAGUGAACUCA